Molecule: messenger RNA, 2652 nt
Organism: Paraglomus occultum
Lineage: Eukaryota; Fungi; Glomeromycota; Glomeromycetes; Paraglomerales; Paraglomeraceae
Source: the annotation of a GenBank genome assembly
AUGGCCGCGACAGCAGAUCUACGACAGCUUCUCGAGAGAUCUAGACUUCUUGCGAGCAGCAUAUCGCAUCAGACGGAUUUGCCACCAAUCGAAAGAAACUUGGAGCAGAUCGAGGCACAGUCGCGUAGACUGGCAAGUAAAGUUACGAAACCGGGCGAAGCACCUGAACGCAGAGCUCCAUAUUUUUUAGCGGGAAUUGGUAUCGAUGGAGAAAAACUUACCGAACACGUUAAAGGAAUCAAAGUACUCAACGCGUUUGAGCCACGCGAAAUAUUGGCAGAUACUGACAUCACCAGUUACUUGGAACAUAAGUACAAGCAAACAGUCACUAGUGUUAUAGCAGAUGGGCGAGAACAGACUAUGCGAGAUUAUCAGGAAAACUUUGAAAGAGCAAUACGGAUUGAUUGGGAAAGAAUGAAACGACGCGUUUUUGAAGAACUGGGACAAUACAAACCAUCACUGAGAUCAACUGGCAUUGACACAGCUAGCUACAUAGGAACUCCAUACGCCCAAAGAGUAUUAACAACUCCUGGUGGUAUGACGCCGGCCAGGGCGACUGUCGAGACCCCGACGAGAACACCAGCGACAAUAUCGAGAGAUCGUCAAUCGGUGUUGCAACGGUCUGAAUCUCGGCUUCAGGUGAAUCAGAGAAUGAUGCUAUACUACGACGUAAUACGAAGGUUGAAUGAACAUCGGUUACAAAAACGCGAUUUUGGAAUCAUUAAUUCGUUUUAUGAAGUAGCAAAGAAGAUCGGGAUCGAAUCUAAACAAAGAAUAUUGCAGGGAUGGAGGGCAUUGUCGAUGAUUGUUGGAGAGAAAAAUGUACUUGAAGGUCGAUUUCAGGGUAUCCCGUUGAAAGAGCGACAAUUUACAAAAGCGUAUAAUGCUCACCCAGAAUCUAAACUGGCUGCCAAGCUGCGCGAAGAACAUGUAACGGGGGCAAGACAUUAUUUGGAAGUGGAAUAUAACGAAUGGUGUCAGCAGUUUAUAGAACAUUAUAGGACUGAAGCACAAUUAGGUGGAGUACCGAGUGUUGUGCAUACAGCACGUGCCUUUUUACGUGCAUAUCAUCGACAGAAUGGGGGAGUUCCAACAACGUCCUUGGAUAUGUUUGAAGGAAUUCCUCUUUGGGGGCUAAUAUUCAAUUUGACAAGGCGUGGGAAGUUGGUAGAAGCUUUAAAUGUGGCAAAAAGUUUAGAAAAGUGCAUAAAUAAGAAUGAUCUUAUUUUCUUAAAGUACUUUGAUGAAUAUGUAAAUCACAAACGUCUAAGUAAGACUUCUCGAGACCAAUUAAUGGCAGAACUCAAGAAGAGAGAUUUGUUUAAACAGAUGGAGGAUCCGUAUAAAAUAGUAAUGUUUUAUUUGGUCGCGCAAGUCAAGUUUGGCAAUGCUUCUUCUCUGUCAAAAUCGGUUAUACGAACAGUAGAAGACUACCUAUGGUUCAAGCUCGCAAUAGUACGCGAACCGUCCGAAGGUCAUGGGCGUGAGUCAUCGUACGAAGUAUAUACGAUCCGCGAUUUACAGAAAGAGAUAGCUCAAGAUGAAGUUUCGGAUAACGUCAGCAUGUCAGGAAAAGAUUUUACUGAAUGUGAUGUCGAAGCCGUACAUUUUGCUAUCGCGCUGGCUUAUUAUGGUUUAUUACGAGUUCCAGAAACGCAGGAUGCUGUUUCUCUAUUUUUAGAAAAGGACGAACAGGCAUACCUCAAUUUUAACUCUUUAAUGUACUUUUAUCCGCAACGCUUUUCGCAAUCGAACCCACGCGAAGCACUUCAAUAUACUAUUCUCAUGUACUUGUAUGGAGAUACAGACAGCGAAUUUGGACGGCAGCAGAUAGACAUAAGCCAUGAUUACGUCAGGCAGCUCGUCUAUGAGAACCAGGCAUUUAGCGAAUUAAUCGGGAGUACUGUGCUAGGCACGGAGGGCGAGAUUAAGAGGUUUACGCCAUUAAUGUUCUUGAGGACAGAGUAUGACUUUAAAGAUAAAAUCAUCAAGCCUCUUGCGCGACAAUGUGAAAAUGACGGAAGAUUCAAAGCUGCUGUUAGUUUGUUCGAGUUAAUUCAGGACUAUGAGAUGAUCAUUGUAAUCUUAAAUAAAAUGCUGGGUGAAUAUAUCUAUAACAAAUUGCACAAAACAACUUUUUCAAAGGAAGACCUGGAGGAAUUGAAUCCAAUAGACAUUAAAGCUAUUUUUGAAAGAUACGAGGCACAGACUAUUAUCAGCCAUCAGGCAUAUCCAAAUCGAGUGCAAGAUUGCAGGAACUUGAUCAGGAUAACUGAUUUUAUGCUAUUAUAUGAAAACAAAGAUUAUGGCAAGGCCAUGGACUUGAUUGAGGAAGUCGAUGUUAUUCCACUAGACGGAGAUAUUAAUCGAGUUGCUCGAUGCGCAAAUCAGUUGUCGAUGUAUGAUGACGCAUUAAAAAGGAAUAUACCCGACAUUAUGUUGAUGAUUAUGCAGAAUAUGCAUGAUUAUUACGUUCAUUUGAAAACAACAGUCACUUCACACACGCUAUACAAGAACGAUGACGCGUAUCUGAAAAUGGAACAUUUACAGAGAAAAGCACGUAACCUCGUUCAUUUUGCUGGAUACGUAAAUGUCAAGGUUCCUCCGAACGUCUACAGUCAAUUGAAUACUCUGGAAGUCUCGAUGCGAUAA